Molecule: messenger RNA, 2996 nt
Organism: Porites evermanni
Lineage: Eukaryota; Metazoa; Cnidaria; Anthozoa; Scleractinia; Poritidae
Source: the annotation of a GenBank genome assembly
AUGGAGGAAGAAAUGAUGUUUGAUGAUUUUUUGAGAGGUGACAAGGCCUCCAAAAGACUUUUUCUGGCGGUUUUAAGCUUUGUCAGGUAUUGGGUCAAAAUUUGUACAUUCUUUGUUUUGUGUAUGAUCAAAGUGGUGGAUGCCGAGGUGCUUGGUGAUGAUUUAGAGCUGUCCGACACAAGGGCAUCAAUUCCAUUUGACUACUGUAUUUAUUUGAUUAACCGCCCUGGGCGUUCAUUGAAUUUUUGGACCUUGAGGGUGGGUGUUUAUUCGAGGCUGGGCGCUUAUUAACUUUUUCUGCCUUUAGGAUGGGUGCUUAUUUGAGGUGGGCACUAAUAUUUCGAUGUUGGGUGCUUAUUGGAAUAAAUACGGUAAAUUUUAAUUUUAGCUGAUCACCUCAGUUCCUGGAAGUUUUUCCAAAAUGGUUAGUCUUUGAAAAGGAUGUUUUUUUUCAGUCAGUGACACAGGUGGCUCCAAAGAAAAAAUCCAAGUUCUCCCAAUGGGAGUCAAACCAAUGACCUACUGGUCACUAGUCCACAUGCCCUACCACUGAGCUACAGGAGCCUCGUGGGAGCUAAGGCCAUUAAUCUAGGUUCCUGUGACAAACAUCCAUCAUACUGCUAGUGCAGGAUGUAGAAGUCUAAGGCUGAGACCCAAAAGCAUGAUGGGAUAUGGAAAAUCCCAGUGUUGUGUACAGAAGUAAAUACUUACUGUACAGAUGCUAUUCAAUCAGCAAAUAAAGUUAAAGGAAAGUGAAGACAGCGUAACACUUGGAGUAGAAUGUCAAAAUGUGCUUAUGUUCUAUGAUAAAGCUGAUAUUAAUGGUGAAUUUUGAGCCUGGUGAAUACACGAGAAGAUGUUUUUUCAGUUGGUCACACUCAACAGGCGACUUGAAUGUGACACAUUUCUAUCAUUGUUUAUAGUUUGAUGUUUGGUGAUUUUUUAGAGUGGUGACAAGGUCAUUAAGACCAUUUUGAAACAUUUCAAUUUGGCUAAUUGCCAUUUCAAUUUUUUCCAAAGGGUCAAAAUUUAAGAUUUGUUUCUAUUUUGGUUUAUGGUGGAAAAUAAAUAUUUUAAAAAGUGGUGUGUUUACCACGAUUUGGAUUUUAACUGGCAGCCAUCUUCAGUUUUUCCUAAGGUGUUGGCCUAUGAUUUUGGGACAAAAUCGUAGCCUUAAUGGACAAGGAUGAUGUUUGAGAGUAGGCUAGAGGGCUAUCAAGACCAAUUUCAAAGAUCUUGAAAUUCUUUUAGCUAGUUACUAUGUUAGAUUUUUCUAAAGCCGUUAGCUUAUGAUUUUGGAUAAAGUAAAAAAAUUUCUUUUAUUUUUGUGCAAGGUAAGAUAAAGGGCCGGUUAUUUAAACGGAGUUUAGCCACUGUUUAACAAAACCGUGUUCUAAGCCAUUUUCAGUUUACUCAACGCUUUUAUCUAAAAGCCCGUUAUUAUGAUCAGUUUCAUGAAAGUCACAGGGAACACUGGAGAACCAUUAAUCUUCUUAAAAUAACCCACUUAGAGAGAGAUCUGGAGGUCUAAUAAUGUCUUGAAACCGUGGCCUAAGUUAGACUUCGUUUAAAUAACCGACCCAUAAUUUUUUGUUUGAAAGCAGUUAAAGAAGGCAAAUUUUGGCACAAUAAGCAAAAAUCUGUAUCUUGGUCAAUGGUCUCGGUACCCUUUACCGUACACAAUAAUAAUAAUAAUGAUAAUGAUAAUGAUAAUAAUAAUAAUAAUAAUAAUAAUAAUAGUAAUAAUAACAAUAAUAAUAAUAAUAAUAAUGACAGAUUAGAAUUUUGAGUCAGAAAGCAGAGGUUACAACCGCCCUUUUGGAAAAAAGCAAGGUGGCCGUUCGCCUAAGCCGACACCUCGGUACUGUACAGCCCCCGAAAUGAUACCGACCCCGAAAUGAUCCCCAUUUCUCUUCGCGUCGACCCUGAAAUGAUCCCCAAUUAAUUUUAGGAAUGGAAUGAACUAUGGAUUCAAAAUGUACAACAUCAUAACUUAAGUUUCACUUAAAAUCUUCUCUUGCCCACAUUCUUUAAUGACAUUAAUUUGGAAUUAAACUUUGAACUGGAUUUAACAAAAAUAUUAUUUAAUACACAAAGUCUAGUAUAUUUUUAGUAACACCAUGAACUGCCACUGAUAACAUCAAGAAACAUAACAUUUUUUUUUAUUAUUACUUAGGUGAUUAUAGUCCGGGUUAUAGAGAGCACUGCAUCAUUAGGUGUUAAAUUCUAAAAAUGAUGUUAAAACUGCAUGCCUUGACUAUUGAAUAUUAAAAAUGGUGUUUUCACACUUUUUAAAAUUUUAAAACGAUGUUGAAGAUGCAAAAGUAGACAUAAAGGCGGUUAGAUGACAAAAGCGCUAAAAAAAUCACAUAAACUGUAGUGAAAUGUUAAAUGCGAUUCAAGAACGUAAACGCUGCAACAGACUUGUAACAAUUCCGUGACGGAAUACCAUUCCAUUCGGGGGCUGCACAGUACUCCUGUCCCUUUUCUUCGUACGUUUUUACCACACACAAGAAACCGAGGACAUUCAAAAUGUUAAAAUAAAUUUCAAAUUUUGAAAAAAUGACAGCCAAAAUCGAAAUCUUGGUAAAUGGUCUAAAUGCCGUCUUCCAAACGUGAUAGUUAUGGACAGCGAAUGGUACCUAUAAAUUCGGGAGUAUCGCCAAAUAUUGACCCGACCUCUAAAUCUCAUAAGCGUUUGUAAUGAGAUUGGAGGCUCGUUUUGUAUAUUCCCUCCGCGUCAGAGUCUUGUAAGUUGAAUGUGCACUGAAAAUAACAAGGACCUCUCCUUCUCAGAGUUUGUCAUUCGCCAGCCUUUAAAUACCUUAAGGCGUCUUACGCUUAUCAUACAAUUAGUGGCGAAAGUUUAAUGCUACUGUUCAUUUCCUUUAGUCUACAAAAGAAAUGCUCCUGCCCUUAACGUGAAACUGAAAGGAAACACGUCCCAGGAGAAGGACAAGAAGGUACCAUUUAGUGUUAUUUUAUUUACUUAUUGA